Messenger RNA from Mizuhopecten yessoensis (Yesso scallop), 820 nucleotides. RefSeq names its product protein N-lysine methyltransferase METTL21A-like. Bases 42 to 818 code for a protein of 258 amino acids. The transcript has 3 exons. Gene Ontology annotation, biological process: peptidyl-lysine methylation. Gene Ontology annotation, molecular function: protein-lysine N-methyltransferase activity. NCBI's taxonomy places the organism in Eukaryota, Metazoa, Mollusca, Bivalvia, Pectinida, Pectinidae. The record is from RefSeq and is a predicted model, not a curated record. Gene Ontology annotation, cellular component: cytoplasm; cytosol.
UUAAAUCUACUUUCGUUUUCGCCUGACAGCUACUUCGCCACAUGGUCACUCGCGGACACAUAUCGAAAUGGUGCCUGCUUAUUUUCCUUCUAGUUGUAAAUGUUUCCACAGAUAACGAAAGUUGUGAUACAGAUAACUGCAGAUCUGACGAAAGGGGCAUGACUUCUCAAGCAGUGGUGCUAUAUGAUGAAAAGCUGGUAUCCCCAUUUCACAAAGCCAGCCGAACAUUUUCUUUUGUCGGCAAGGAAUUGGUCAUCAAACAAGACUGGAAGAGGUUGGGGAUAGCAGCUGUCGUUUGGGAUGCAGCAAUUGUUCUGUGUGAGUACCUAGAAAAGAAUAAGGAGCUUGUCAGUGGUAAAACAAUUAUAGAGCUUGGAGCCGGAUCUGGGAUCGUUGGGAUAGUCGCUGCACUACUUGGUGGGAAAGUUACCAUCACAGACCUUGACAUAGCCCUAGAGUACAUCAAUGAAGUUGUGGAUGAAAACCUGAGGGACCACCCUGGUAUUGACGUACAUGUUAAAAACCUUGAUUGGACAAAGGACUGGUCAAAAUUUACGGCAGACUAUGAUGUUGUAUUAGGGGCAGACAUUAUCUACAUUGAAGAGCUGUUCAAUGAUUUGUUGAAAACAUUUUUACAAACAUGUCAUGAAAAUACCCUGGUGCUUCUGUCAUGGCGUUACAGAUAUGACAGAGACAAUAAAUAUCUGGAAAUGAUGAGACAACAUUUCACUUUAGACAAAAUAUUUUACAACUCUUCUCGUGAUGUAACGAUAUACCUUGGAAAGCUCAUAGUUAGGAAUAAAUCUGAUGCUAAAUGACA